Messenger RNA from Orbilia oligospora ATCC 24927, 1617 nucleotides. RefSeq lists its product as uncharacterized. Gene Ontology annotation, molecular function: mRNA binding. The record is from RefSeq and is a predicted model, not a curated record. Lineage: Eukaryota; Fungi; Ascomycota; Orbiliomycetes; Orbiliales; Orbiliaceae. Gene Ontology annotation, cellular component: Ubp3-Bre5 deubiquitination complex; cytosol; ribonucleoprotein complex. Gene Ontology annotation, biological process: protein deubiquitination; ribophagy. Bases 1 to 1617 code for a protein of 538 amino acids. The transcript is spliced from 4 exons.
AUGUCGUCUACUACACUUAACGGUGCCUCUGAAGUUUUUACUUCUACUGCCACGGCUAAUGGCAACCCUCCUCCUACUACCCAGCAGUCUACCUCGAGCCCAAAGGAGAUCGGUUGGUGGUUUGUUGAAUCUUAUUACACUACGCUUAAUGGAUCACCCGAGCGUUUACACUUAUUUUAUCAAAAGAAAUCCUCUUUUGUUUGGGGUAUCGAGGGUGAAAACGUUGCUGUUUCCCACGGACGCAAUGAAAUAUCUGAGCGUAUCAAACAGCUUGCUUUCAAUGACUGCAAGGUGAGAGUCACCAAUGUGGAUUCUCAGGGCAGUUUGGAAAGUGGUAUUAUCGUCCAGGUCCUUGGAGAUAUGAUCAACAACUCCGAAUCUAGCCAGCGCUUUGCCCAAACCUUUUUCCUUGCCGAACAGACCAACCCCCGAGGCUACUUUGUUCUCAAUGAUAUCUUCCGAUACCUCAAGGAGGAAGAGGAGGAGGAGACUGCUGAAGCUGUGCCAGAGGAAACCGUGGAAGCCCCAGUCGAGCCAGCCCCAGAGGCGGAACCUGUUGCUGAAGAAAAGGAGCCUGAAGUUGAGGCCAAGGAGGAGCCCGAGGAACCCGAGCCAGUUCCAGUUGUAGAGAAGGAAGAGGUCAAGGAGGAAGUUAAGGAGGAGGAGGUUAAGGAAGAGACUGAGAAGAUUGAGGAAGCUCCUGUCGAGCCAGAGGCUGAGAAGGUUGAAGAACCUGCAGCUGUUGCCCCAGUCAUUCCUGCUGUUCCUGUUGUUCCUGCCGUCCCAGUUAUUCCUACCCCGCAACCAGAAACCUCUGAACCAGAACCCACUCCUGAAGCCCCCCCUGCCGUGACCGAGCCCGUCAAGGAAACCCCCCAGGCCCCUCCACCAGUUCCACAGGAACCACCAAAGCCAGCUAAGCCAGCUAGUUGGGCUGCCCUUUUGGCGUCGAAAACACCUGCUGCCCCAACUGCCCCGAUUGCCAUCCAACCUGUCGCACCAGCUGCACCUCCCACCAACACUCCCGCUGCCAACACCAACACCAAUGCUCCUGCUCCAACCCCAUCUGCUUCAACCACAGUUCCUGGUCCGUCUUCCCAAGCCAAUAGCGGCUGGCAAACGACCGAACCUCGACGACAGAACCGUCCAGUUUCCAUGUCUGGUGCCGCGCAAAAUGCCGGAUCUGCCUAUGUCAAAAACGUGAAUGAGAAAGUCUCGCAUAAAGACCUCAAGGCAGCGCUUGAAAAGUUUGGAACUGUCAACAACGUUGAAAUUGUCCUUGAGAGAAAAUGUGCAUUUGUUGAGUUCGCCGACGGAGCGGCCCUCCUUGCAGCUGCCAAGGAGAACCCACACCGCAUCAACGGUCAGAUCAUCUAUGUCGAAGAGCGUCGACCAAGGCCAGCGAACUACGGAGGCCCACGUGGCGGUGGUUCCAACCUUCGAGGCGGCGAACGCCAGGGCAGCCGAGGAGGUUCUCAGCGCGGCCCAGGCGAUCGAGACCGAUUCGAUACUAAUCGCAACAGCAUUGGUGGCGGACGUGGACAAGGCGGGAAUGUUCGUGGAGGAGGGCAGUAUCCUCGCGGUGGCAGGGGCGGUGCUGCGGCGUCUUCGAACUAG